Entrophospora sp. SA101 is the source of this 600-nucleotide messenger RNA. The record is from the annotation of a GenBank genome assembly. NCBI's taxonomy places the organism in Eukaryota, Fungi, Glomeromycota, Glomeromycetes, Entrophosporales, Entrophosporaceae.
AUGGAAAUAACUUCUGUUAACAGUAAUUACGUUGGUUCAGAAAGAUCAAAAAAACGAAGGAGAAGUAAUUUUGAUAAUGUUGGGAAGAUUGAAGAAAUGAAUAUUCAAGUAGUAGUUAGGUGCAGGGCAAAGUUGGAAAGAGAGGAGAAAAUCAAAUCUCCAGUUGUCAUAAAAACCACACACUGUGAUGUACAAAUACGAUUAAAAACUGAGGAUGCAUCUUAUUUGAAUAUUAGAUAUGGUAUUAGUGGUGACAAUGUGAUUAUUAGUCCAAAUGCUGGUGUCAUCCCACGUUCUCUUUGCAGUCUUUUUCAAACUUUGGAAUCAGAAUCUGCUGAUUAUUCAGUGAAGGUUUCUUAUAUCGAAUUGUAUAAUGAAAAAUUGAAAGAUCUUUUGUCUAAUAAUAGCCAACAAAGUUUGAAAGUUAUAGAUGAUGGUAAUAAUAAAGGUGUUUUGUAUGGACAUGAAGAAGUGCCUUUAAAAGAUGCCGCUGAAGGUAUCAAUGUUUUGAAACAAGGAUCUAUUAAAAGACAAAAUGCUUCAACUAAUUAUAAUGAUAAAUCAAGGUAUCUAUCAAAUAAUAAUUUAGUGAUUACAUAA